CAUCCAUCUUUAUUCAUAGCUUCCAAAUUAGAAGCAUGUCUCAAUCCACAACCGGUAGAGGUAUUGCAUAUUUUAAUACCGAGAAGUUUAGCUUAAAGCAUUUUGGGUAGUGAGAGAUUUCCUUAUAUAGAUAACGUUUUCCAAUGGUUGUAUCCGAGGGGUGACAUUCCAUCAAUAGAUUUACCAAUAAUUCAAGUCUUGGUCUUAUGCAUCCACAGUUAUCCCUACACCCUAGGCUGAUCUCAAUCACUCAAACAUCUCCAGUUUUAGAUUCCUCUACAGUAUUUUUAUGUGCACAAGAUUUCUCUACAGUUAUAUAGAGAAAUAAAUCUGUGUAACGUGAUGUUGUUGUUAUUAUCCACAGUAAAGCCAUGGGCCCUACCAUUUUAUCAUGUUUCUUCAUUAUAAUUCCGCUACCCAACAAAACCCCCCGAUGUCUCUAUCUCUUUCCGUCCCUAUUUUUCUGAGGUACAUCCCUGGUGAUGAAACCAAUUUAAAGGCAAUUUUUUAAUAUAAAACUACGUAGGAUAAAAUUAGUAAAAAUAAAGAAGAUGACUCUUUUUAGUGAUCUAAUUGUGAUACGAUGGAUAUUUAAAAGCAAAACAAAACAAAAAAAAAGGAAAAAAAGGAAUUUUCUCUUUUUUUAUUUAUUUUAUUUAUUUUUUAAAGUUGUUCUAUACCGGCCUAUCUCCGGAGCAAACCAGCACGCCGUUUUCCCGUUCUAUUGCGGUCCCGUUCCCGAAAUUAAGCGUCAGGAUUGGCUCCGAACCGCCUCGCCACUCUGCCGAUCCUCCCCAGUCUUUAAAACAGAAGGAAACAAAGGGGAAAAGCUGAUACAUGUACAAACUGUUCAUCAGGAUGAGAGGAAUUUUCUUUGAUCACAAGAUCUGAAGACCUUGGGUUUAUUCUAAUGCAUGCAGCUGGUUUUCCACAGGGUUAGGUUAAAAGUAGAUUAUAAACAUGAGGUUCAAAGAAGGGAACAAGGUGGAGGUCAUGAGAAGAAAUGAGGAUCACUAUGGCUCCUGGUUUCCUGCUAAAAUUUUGUCGAUCCAUGGAGAUAAUUACAGUGUCAGAUUUGAGCUACUUCUGACAGCCAAAGGAAAGCCUGUGGUAGAGAGGGUACGCGAGGAAGAUGUUAGGCCCUGUCCACCUCCUGUACAUGCAAACGAGAGAUGGAAUGUUGGUGAGGUGGCUGAAGUGUUUGACCUCCAUUCGUGGAGGGUUGGGAAGGUUGCAAAAGUUCUGAACAACAAUCAUGUCGUCAUCAGACUCUUCGGCUCUAUCCAGCUUAGAGAAUUUCAUGUCUCCAGUCUAAGGGUUCGACAAGCUUGGCAGAACAAUCAAUGGGUUGUGACAGAAAAGGUCAGUGGAAAAAAGCAAAUCACCAGUGGCUACAACCAUGCUAACUCCAAAUAUACCAUAGGCUUAGGUUGUGAAGCAAAUGGAGGCAUGCGGGAAGAAGCUUACACCGGACAAAGAUUUGAGGAAGAUCAUUUUCGCUCAUUUUCUCCUGCAAGAACUGCAAAGAAGAAUCUGAGUUCCCGCUAUACGGUAUUACCAGAUCCUGUGGUUCAAGGUACAGGAAGGAAAAGGAAAGCAAACCCAAAAGUGGAUGGAUCUCACCAGCUAACAAAUCAAGCGCUGCCUAGAAAGGUAGAUGCUGUUCCUUCAUCAAAAGAUAUUAUGGAUGGGAAUUGCCAGCAUAUAUCCAAUAAAGACAGAACAAUUAAAUUUUCUGAUAUUGGUGUUCAGAAGGCGACGAACAGUCAUGCUUUGCAUUCAUCUUCCAUACCACUGCAAAUUAUUAAAGAGAAAAAUGAAUGCUCCAUUGCUAGUUGUAGUGGUAAUAACUUGCCAGAACAUAUUAAUGAGAAUACCAGAAAAUAUACCAUAGAAAUUCCUGGUAGUUCAUUUGAUGAUGCCAUGUCUUCGUGUCCAUCCAGAACUGGGAAAAAGAACCACCCUUUUUCUGAAGAUGAAUUAGCUGCAAACAUCCAUGAAUUAGAGCUGCAUGCAUAUCAAUCUACCGUGCAGGCUUUUUAUGCUUCAGGUCCUUUAAGUUGGGAGCAGGAAUCACUUUUAACAAAUCUUCGUCUCUCUCUUCAUAUUUCAAAUGAAGAGCAUUUACAUCAGUUGAGGCACCUGUUGUCUGCUUAAAUUUUUUGAUUCCUCCGUAAUGAUCCUUAUCUUUCAACAAGGUCAGGAAUUUUAGAAAUAUCUCUAACCUCUUUGAGGAUCAUUUCCCAAUGUACUUUGUAAAUUGUUUUGCUUUGUAGUUAAUGUAACAUUGGUUAUAAUGGCUAGAAUUUUUGUGAACUAGGAACUUCCUAUACUGUAUUGUUGUUAGCCUUUUGACAUGAUGUAUCUAAAUGUUGCCUAAGUAAUUACACUGCUUCUUGCAAUCUUUCA
Molecule: messenger RNA, 2409 nt
Organism: Elaeis guineensis (African oil palm)
Lineage: Eukaryota; Viridiplantae; Streptophyta; Magnoliopsida; Arecales; Arecaceae
Source: RefSeq, a predicted model, not a curated record